Homarus americanus (American lobster) is the source of this 1204-nucleotide messenger RNA. Its product is annotated as hemicentin-2-like. The transcript has 8 exons. Gene Ontology annotation, cellular component: neuron projection membrane. The coding region runs from base 428 to 1186 and encodes 252 amino acids. The record is from RefSeq and is a predicted model, not a curated record. Lineage: Eukaryota; Metazoa; Arthropoda; Malacostraca; Decapoda; Nephropidae. Gene Ontology annotation, biological process: synapse organization.
ACCUCUUUUAUAUAUAACAGUGUUUGAAGGUGAAAAAUAGACGGGAUUUAUUUAGGUGGAAAUUGAAAUAUCUAAAAUUAAUGUUUUAUAGAUGAAAUGAUCUACUCCUAAGCUUUACUGUGAUUAUAAACUAGAAAAAAAAUUACCUUAUAAAUACUAAUAGACACAAUAACAAGAGAACAAAAAAAAACAAGUGGAUGAUGUUUUGCAAGAGAUUAAUACAAGAGAGAAGAGAAACAGAUGAAUGGAGAUGGCUACACAAGCUCCCCGAGAGACACAGCCCUGCCAGAUACACAGGGCCUAAUACUACACCCUUACACCACACUCACACAUACAAGAACUAAGUGUAGUCUUGCCAUGUUUAUACUCGUCAUCUUCAACUUAUUGUCCACAGGAGAGGGCCAUAUCCGAGGGCCAUGGACCACACAUGGACGUGAACCCGGCCACCUUGCCACCUCCUCUACCCCCACAGCUGGACCCGAGCCAUUCUACCGACGUGACGGCUUUAGCGGACAAGACAGCCAUCCUCAACUGUCGGGUUCAUAACAUUGCCAACAAGACGGUGUCAUGGAUCCGUCACCGAGACAUACACCUGUUGACAGUGGGACGGUACACCUACACCUCCGACCAGAGAUUCAGAGCGCUGCACGAGGACGAUUCUGAUGACUGGGUCCUCAAGAUUAACUACGUCCAGACUCGAGAUUCGGGCAUGUAUGAGUGUCAGAUCUCCACUACACCGCCUCUCUCACACUUCAUACGACUUAACGUUGUCAAGCCACACACACACAUCCUAGGAGGGCCAGAUAUGUAUAUCAACAAAGGGUCGACCAUCAACCUGACUUGUGUAGUGGAGUUCAGCCCAGAACCUCCUGACUUCAUUUACUGGAACCACAACAACAAGAUCAUCAGCUACGACUCGACACGUGGAGGAGUAACAGUCAUUAUCGAGAAGGGAGACGUGACCACGAGCUCCCUCCUCAUCCAGAAGGCCCAACCAUCCGACUCUGGACGAUACGACUGCAAUCCUUCCAACGCUUCCCCUGCCAACGUCACCGUACACGUCCUUAAUGGAGAACACCCGGCAGCGAUGCAACAUGGCGGACAAGGGACUUACACUUCCUCCUCCCUCAAGAAUAUUCUCUCCCUCUUGGCUGUUCUUCUGGGACUCCACACCCUUCUGCAGUAGUGGCCACAAAACCUUCUG